AUUCAUCACCGACAUUUUAGUGGCAGAUGUCCAGACUCUCUACUUCUAGGGACUCUACACUAUAUCAACCCGUAUGCAACCAUGUGAUGCAUCACGAUGGCCGCGAGUGUCGCGACAAUGAUUGUCGUGAUAUCAUGGCUUUCCUAACCCGUAACCUGAACUGAAUCGGCAAUAUAUCUCGGUUUGCGGGACAGACGACAUUUUUUUUGCCGAUCGUCGCUAAGAGAAACUUAUUGUAUACGUUUUCGACACGGAGUGGUGCUCAUUAUAGCCGUUUUAUGUGAUUAUGGUGUUCCACAUGCACAUCACAUUGAAAGAAGAAUCAGAACGAGUAUUCGUCUCCAAAUUACAACAAGCAACAAUUUUCCUUAAAAUCUCACUGAAGUGUGAGCUAGCAAGUCGUUCGCGGUGGCGUCUAGAUAUAACACCUGUGGCUGCACUUGACUCACGAGAAGGUUUCCAGCGGCGCGGCCACCUAACGGUGGUGCCAGCACUCACUUGUUUGCGUGGAGUCUUAUACAUACGGCGGGACCGCAUAGCGGCUGUACACGCGCUUGCUUGUUUCAUCGUAUGUUGUGACGAUCGGUGACCGAGCCAUAAUGUUAUAUAAAAACAUAAUUAAUGAACAUUGUAAAAUACCUAAUUAAUGAUGGAAUAUAUAUUCAUAUUUUUUAAUAGAGUUAAAAAAAGCGAAAUCUAAAGAAAAAUUUGUUGGA
Messenger RNA from Solenopsis invicta (red fire ant), 716 nucleotides. RefSeq lists its product as uncharacterized. Lineage: Eukaryota; Metazoa; Arthropoda; Insecta; Hymenoptera; Formicidae. The record is from RefSeq and is a predicted model, not a curated record. The transcript is spliced from 2 exons. The coding region runs from base 287 to 589 and encodes 100 amino acids.